Molecule: messenger RNA, 6028 nt
Organism: Poecile atricapillus (Black-capped chickadee)
Lineage: Eukaryota; Metazoa; Chordata; Aves; Passeriformes; Paridae
Gene: SPRED1
Product: sprouty related EVH1 domain containing 1
Exons: 6
Coding region: 400-1641 (413 amino acids)
Biological process (GO): negative regulation of MAPK cascade; multicellular organism development
Cellular component (GO): membrane
Molecular function (GO): protein kinase binding
Source: RefSeq, a predicted model, not a curated record
CAGCGGGAGGACGGUGCGGUGCAGCUUUUUGCGACGGGGAGCCCUCCCUUGUCUCCACAACUCUGUUCCCCUCUAACCGGGAGCAGCUCAGUAGCAGAAGAUCCGUGGUUUUUGCUUCUGUUUGCGCCACUACCUUCACCAUCACCACCAUCAUCAUCGUCUCCAAAGACAGGGGAAAUACGCUGCACCGCCGGACAACAGGAUUUCGGGUUUCCAGGAUAAAGACCGCUCUCCUACUCCUUCCCCCCGCCCCCCCCCUUACUCACCGCACAGCCCGUGCCCUGGCCGGGGGCGGCAGACCGGGGGGGGUAACAAUGGUGAAGUUUCUGGUGAGUUCUGGCUGCGCCCUGGCUGCGUCUGUGCUGCUCCGUGUGCCUGUCGGAUCGUGGUGAGGAGAAAAUGAGCGAAGAGACGGCGACUUCUAACGAUAAUAGUUAUGCACGAGUGCGAGCUGUGGUGAUGACCCGGGAUGACUCAAGUGGUGGAUGGUUACCACUUGGAGGGGGUGGACUAAGCUGUGUCACAGUCUUCAAAGUCAUUCCCCAGGAAGAGAAUAGCUGUGCUGAUUUUCUUAUCCAUGGAGAACGACUCAGGGAUAAAACGGUGGUCUUGGAAUGCACAUUAAAGAAAGACCUCGUUUACAACAAAGUUACUCCUACUUUUUACCACUGGAAGAUUGAUGACAAAAAGUUUGGCCUCACAUUUCAGAGUCCUGCUGAUGCAAGAGCAUUUGAUAGAGGUAUUCGGAGAGCAGUGGAGGAUAUUUCUCAAGGUUAUCCACCCUCCCAAAAUGAUGUUGAAGUGGCAGAAGACUGCUUUCAAACUGCUCAAGAAAACACAUCAGGUUCACUAAUGAAAGAUCACCUUUUUCAACAUGAAACUGUAGUAACCAGUGAAACUUACAACAGUGCAAAUUUAAGGCCUUCAACAUUUGAGGAUUUCAACACCAGGAGAGUCUGUUUCCCUAGCCAACCUAACCAGGUCCCACUGAAGUCAAUCAGACACGUUAGUUUUCAGGACGAAGAUGAAAUUGUCAGAAUAAACCCUCGUGACAUUUUGAUACGUCGUUAUGCAGACUACAGGCAUCCUGACAUGUGGAAGAAUGACCUGGAGAGGGAUGAUGCAGACUCAAAUAUACCAUUUUCUAAAUCAGACAGUAAAAAAUCUGACUAUUUAUACCCAUGUGGGGAUGGAACUAAGUUGAAUUCCCUAAAAGACUCAAAGAGUUCUGUGGUAUUUAAAACUCAGCCUUCCUCAUCAAAAUUUAAAAACUCAAAAAGAAGGAAAGAGGAUGGUGAGCGUUCCCGCUGUAUAUACUGCCAGGAAAGGUUUAAUCAUGAAGAUAAUGGCAGAGGAAAAUGUCAAGAUGCGCCCGAUCCUAUUAAAAGAUGUAUCUACCAAGUUAGUUGCAUGCUUUGCGCAGAGAGCAUGCUGUAUCACUGCAUGUCAGACUCUGAAGGCGAUUUCUCUGAUCCUUGCUCGUGUGACACUAGUGAUGACAAGUUCUGCUUACGCUGGUUAGCACUGGUGGCACUCUCGUUCAUAGCUCCGUGUAUGUGCUGCUACCUCCCCUUGAGAGCAUGCCAUCACUGUGGUGAGGUGUGUGGGUGCUGUGGAGGAAAGCAUAAAGCUGCGGGAUGAAUCAGUCUUGUGCCAAACAGAGCUGAAAAAUCUUUGUUUCCAGGAAGCAUCUAACUUGGAUUUGUGGAAGCUUUUUGGCAAGCUGAAGGGAAUCUUCUUUCACGUAAGAGAUGCUUGAUGUGGAGGAAGCCACAAGACUUGUCAGACCUUGGCAUUUUACAAGUGCUAGCCACGCCUAACUACUAUUUCCUUUGAGUGCGUGGCAUUUGUUGCGAGUUGUGAAGGAGAUUUUGCAAAGGAAAGCCUGUUCUUAUUAUUGGCUAUAAAAUGAGUAUAUAAACUAUGAUUAUACUAAAAGGGAUUAACUUUUGCCACUUUGUACAUUCAUGGUUUAGGUGAGGGGGCUCUUUUAAAAGGAUUAAAACUUAUCUGAGGGGAAAUUUUAACUAAAAGUGCACUAGUGACAGUUGAUUUAAGAUUAAGAAAAGUUAAUACUCAGCAAAUGAGAAAUGAAACUGAUUUUAAGUGCAACUAAAUCACUUAUUAAUAGUUUUUUGGAAGCAACUUUAUGUAUAAAUAACAAAUGUUUAUAUUUAACUAAAUGUGUAAGGUACGAAUUAUUACAUGUUAAACUUUCCUUCCCUCCGAUAUAGUAGGUAUGGACCAUAUCUACUGUCACAUUCCAUGGUAGUAUUUUAAAUAGUUAAUUUAGUUGCAUUUUUGUUCCAGAUGGACAAAUUGAUAUUUUCAGUCCUGGUUCCCUUCAGCUACAGUUUGUGUUGAGUUGUAUCCAUGCAUUCUGAUAAUCUAAAAACCUUUAAAAUAUUAAUUAUUCUAGUCUUGAGUGACCAAUAUUUUUUUGUUAAGCACAGAUGUAAUUGUCUAAAAUGUUCUUGUUAGAACAUAACAUUUAUUUUUAUAUAUAAAUUACUUUGAUUUCAACAUAAUAGCAAAAAGGAUGUUGUUUCUGUUGUUCAACCAGCAAGUUGUUUUCUUUUGGGGUGUCCUCCAAAAAUACUUUCUUGCAUAUUCAAAUGUUCAUUAAGCAAAAGGUACAUUAAGGCAGUUGUAACAAAUUGUCAUCAGUGUUCUUGUUUAUCCUUCUGUUAAACUAGGAUCCUGUUCAGCUGUUUAUCAAGUACUAUGAUUAAAACAAAAGAUUAAUAACAAAAGUGAAAUUGUUUUCAUUAUUUUGAACCACAACUUUUUCUAAUUUGAACGGGCAAGAACAAAAGAACUGUGUAUUUUGUUCAAAAAGAACAACAAAAGACUUAGCUUGAGAAAUAAAUUACAGCCCAGACAAAACUGAGUGAACUUCUUAAUUGGGGAAAUUUGAAGGCGGGACUGGGGAGGGAGGCUGGAGAGUGAGUGUGUGUGUGUGUGCAUGUGUAUGAAUGCUGGUAUACUGUGUAUGGUAAUUCUUAUGGUUUUGUAUUUGGUAAGCCUAACUUUCAGGUAAGAAUUAAUCAAUUAACCCACAGAGAAUUUUUAAAAGCAUUACAUGUUGUGCUGUGUUAUGAAGAAAGAAUCAUGUACUACUUGUUAAAAACAUGUAAAACACUAAAACCAGUCAUAAUUCAUUAGCAAAGGUGCCUGACAUCUUGGCUGAAGUGGGACAGAUUGUCUUUAGUAUACCCUUGUUAUUAAACAUAGAACCAAAUAAUUUUAUUUUAAAAAUGCAUUACUUACUUUUCUCACUUACAUGCAUUUCUUCAGUAUAUUUUGUGUAAUUAUUUUUCUGCAUGUAUCAAGCCCCUUAAUUUUCCCGUGUAGCCCAGAAGUGAGCAAAUGUAUAUAACUGUCUGUAAAAUACUUUUUAAAAGAAAACAUUUAUAUUUAUAUUACAGCUUGAAUUGACCGCCUUGUGUACAUAGAUCAUCUCAAAGUAUUAUUUCACAUUGAAAAAGACAACAAAUAUCUUGAUAACUAUAGAAGUUAUGGAAGAGCUUCUAGUUUUGUAUUAAGAGUUGAUUGGAUGGCCGAAGUCCAAGAAUAUGACCUGGUAGCAGCAGUCUUGGUUUUUACUGUUUAAUGUUUUUGAAUGCUGCUACUCUGGUUGGUUUUCAUGCUUCACACAUUUUCAGCUAAACUUGGUUGCCUAGAAUAGACUGUUAACUUUAAAAACAACUUUCAUUAAAAAAUGGUGAUGUUUUUCUAGUGAAUGAGAAGAACUUAACAUUUGUAAGUGCUAGGUUCCUAAUUCAAGGUGGAGAGGUAUGAACAACCUAAGAAAAGAACUUGCUGGCUGUAUAAGAAAAUGUAUAUAUACUUCAGAAAGCAAUUAGUUUUAGCAAUUUCCUCUGAGCACUAUACAACAUAGUGGAACUCCUGGUCCUGUACUGUAUUUUAUAUGACACAUAUCCUUUAAUAUUUUUAUUAAAUGCGUGCAUUAAUAUUUUCACCUUGCAUUUAACCACUUUGCUGCUAAAAUGUUUUCAUCUUUUGCUCUUCUCUUUGAAGACUUGUAUCAUCUAAAAACGGUUACUGAUGGGCCCGUGCUUGCUUGUUCCCGUUGUGCUGCAAGUGUCAGCCAGCUUGCCUGCUUUGAGAGACCAAAGGAGUGAGUGCGAGGAUCCGAGGUUGCGUAAGGAUUGGUUUUAGCAGCAUGCACGUGUACUUUUCCUCUGGUGCUAGGGAUCUUACCCACUGUUACAUUUAGGAGAUGAGCAGUGGAAGGUAGACAUAGAGCAUACCCAUUCCAGAACAGCUUGUUGCAUUCAUGCAUCUUCCGGUUUUGGCGGCACGUAACAUUCAUUCUGUCUCUUCUGAAAUACCUUCUUGAGCACUUGGAAAGAGAGAAAUUUCUUCCUCGAUCUGUAAUCCUUGCCCUUAACAUCGGUGCUGUAGUUUGUCAGACCCGAGCAUUUGGAAACCGUCACUGAAUAUUAAGUCCCUCGCUCGUUGAAAGCCUCGGUUACGGUGCAGAUUGUUUCCCGUGGCAGUGGGGAAGCGGGGGGAGAGCGUUGCUCGGGCACCAUCUGCUGGAGGAAGGCUCGGCGGCCUCGGGCGCAGCUCAGUGCCAUCGCAGUGCCCGGCUGUCCGUGCACAGCUUGAGGCACACGGUUGGUUUGUGCUUCAGCCGUGAAUUUACAGAACAGUCAUUUGCAAUCUGACCGGGAUGCUUUAGCUUAUCAUGCCUCUUAAGAUUUAUUAUUAAUACUGAAGUAAAAAUCCUUUGACCAUAUAUUUUGUUUGGUUUAAAAUUGUUGUGAUAGCCUGUCACAGGAUCAUAAGGACAAAGAAUGAAAUGAAAAUUCUUUUGAUUGUGUCACUGGGCUUAUAAGAAAGGGGUUUUAUUAUUUUUAUUUUUUUAUGAUGACUGUUUUAUUUAUUUCCCCUCUCAAAGUUCUUCCCACAGCAAAGUGAUGGAGUUUUGAUGCUCAUGCAGAGGUAAUUUGGCCUUUUGGUUUGUGAUACAAAUCAAGUUGUGAGUAUGCACAGCUGGAUGUGUGCUCUCACACAUAAAAUUCAGUAGCUGUGAAGGAUACACAGUACAGCUGUGUGCAUGGUUAAAGCAGUAUCUAAUAAUAAUUACAAUUAUUAUGGUAACUGUUUAGUAAAGAGCACGAUGUCAUAAAACUCUUUGAGAGCUUAUAGAAGAGAUGUUUCAAACAGUCUUAACCCAUGCAGUUUCCUCUAGAGAAACAAAGGUUUUUGAAGAAUGCUGUAAUUGUGCACGUUGGAAUAUAACAUUCCCAUUUUGGAUGAGUUCUCUUCAGAAUGAUCUGUUUGUGUGUACCUGGAGGAUACUGUCGAACACUUGUGUAAACAAUGCCCAGGUUUAAAUUAGACUUUAAAUCUUUUCCAAGCUUACGGCACAAUGUACAGCCAGUACAGCUAUACAUUCAUAUUAGUAAAAUGAAGAUCAGGAUUACUGGCUGGCAACAAAAACAAGGACUUUAAAAAGAUGCCUUAUGGUACUAUUAGUCCAGCAGCUGGCUGGAUAAAACUUUUUAACUUUGGUGCAUUUACAAAUAUAAACAGGGGUUGAGGGGGGCUGUUGGGUUUUCAUUUUGGGUUUGUUGUUUUUUUUCUGAAAAUUUCCCUUAAUUGCAAAAGUUGUGGUUCGUUAAAGAAAUCAAAGCAUUUGGUAAAAAAAGCAGCCUUCAUGUUUAAAGCUGCAGUAUAAGCUGUACGUGGUUCUCCUUCUUUUGCUUGGUGCCAUUUGCUUUUCACCCUAAUGACCUCAAAGUGCCUCAUGUGUAUAUUGUUUCCAUUAAACCUCAACUGCUAUUUGUGUCUACUAAAUGAUGUAUAAUUUAAUUAAUUCAUCCCAUAGGUGUCUGCUUGAAGAAUAUGAAUAUAGCUUGUUACUUUGAAUAUAUAAUGUAAAUAUGUCUUUAAGUUUGUAACUGGUUUAUUACAUCAUAUCCUUGUAAGAUGGCAUAGUAGAUAACACCAUAAAAACUGUUUCAAUGUUUUUCCUGUAAUUACCUAAUUAAAACUA